AUGGAAGAAGAAUUGGUGGUGAUCUCGAAGAGCAUCUUAAAUCCCAGAAAUGUUAGCUCCGUGAAGAAGAAGAAGAUUCAUCUUACUCCAUGGGAUCUCUCUCGUCUUCGCUUUGGUUAUCUUCAAAGAGGUCUUCUCUUUCCCAAACCUGAUCUCAAAAUUGACAUAGUAAUCUCACGAUUAAAAGCUUCACUCUCUGUUGCACUUGAUCGUUUCUAUCCUUUAGCUGGUCGUCUUGUCAAGGUAGAGAACGACGACGACACCGUCUCGUUUUUCAUCAGCUGUGAUGGUUCUGGUGUGGAGUUUGUUCACGCCGUGGCUAGGAACAUCGAGGUCAGUGAUGUCCUUCGGUUGCCUGGUUCUGUCCCCGGGUUUCUCAGUUCCUUCUUUCCCGCGACAGGGAUCAAGAACUAUAACGGUGUCUCGAGAUCUUUACUUAUGGUUCAAGUGACUGAGAUGAAAGACGGAGUUUUUAUCGGUUUUGGUUAUAACUCUACCGUUGCUGACGGAAAAUCAAUCUGGAAGUUUGUUAACGAGUGGUCUGAGAUUUGCUCGAAGGAUUCGGGAUUCGAAACUUUCCAGCGUCAACUUCACCUCAAAGGUUGGUUCUUUGAUGGGAUUGAUUAUCCAAUCCAUAUUCCAGACCCUGAAGCAAAAGCAACUAGUUAUGCAACAUCAACCAAUUUGCAAGAGAAGAUGUUUCAUGUUACAAAGGAGAAUGUUUUGAAACUGGAAGGUAAAGCUAACGGUGAGGCUGAUCAGAAGAUCUCUUCUAUACAAGCGGUGUUAGGACUGAUAUGGCGUUCAAUGAUUAAGCACAGUGGCAUGAGCCGAGAAGAAGAGACGCAUUGCAGGUUACCUAUAAACAUGAGGCAAAGGCUCAAUCCACCGCUCGAAGAAGAGUGUUUUGGGAAUGUGAGCCCGACGGGUAUAGCCAUAGUCACGGUUGGGGAGCUGCUGGACCACGGACUGCGCUGGGCUGCUGCAGAAAUAAACAAAAUGGUCGAGUCACAAACGGAUAAAAAUGCCAAAGCGUUAGCAGAGAAUUGGGUGAAAAAUGUCAAGAUUCCGGUUUCUGUUGGUAGCAAAGAUUUAGUUGUCACUAACUCUCACCAGUUCGAUGUGUACUGCAACGAUUUCGGCUGGGGUAAACCGAUAGCUGCAAGAGCUGGACCACCAUAUCUCAAUGGGAGACUUGUUGUUUUCCAAGGAGUUGAAGAAGGAAGUCUUGAUUUUCAGGCAUGUUUACAACCUGAAGUAGUGGAAAAACUAUCAAUGGAUAUUGAUUUUACGAGUUAUGUGACCAUUAUAUGA
Arabis nemorensis is the source of this 1314-nucleotide messenger RNA. The record is from the annotation of a GenBank genome assembly. Lineage: Eukaryota; Viridiplantae; Streptophyta; Magnoliopsida; Brassicales; Brassicaceae.